CUUUUAUAACAUUCAGGACACUUGUUGGAACUUGGAAAAUGACUCAAACUGUCUCAUUGGUGAGACUGUUUGUCCUUUACAUCUUUCUUUAUCUCCUUAGAUGGUUAGUCAGCACCAUCUAGUGGACAGAUAGUAGAACUACAUCCUGUUUACUCUCUGAAACACGUCACUGUGAAGUGUUGAGGGUGGGACUUCCUCAGCUCAGACGCUCACACACACAAGAAAGAAGAAGAAACGAGCAGCUUCUUCUCUCCCAGAGUUUCUUCGACACAUGAAGGUGGAAAGUGUCUGUAAGUGGACCUGAAGUGAGUUCAGCAGGGAGAAAAAUGGCGACAGCUCGAGGGGUCCUCCUCCAAAUUUUAAAAGAAUUAGGAGAUGAGGACUUUGGAGAAUUCAAGUGUUUCCUGCAGCAGCAAGGGGCGCCAGAAGGCUUCCCAGCCAUCCCCAAGGGUCAACUGGAGAAUGCAAACCGGAGGGAAACCGUGGAUGAGAUGUUUAAGACCUACAGUGACAAUGCAACUGACGUGGCCAGAACAGUUUUAGAGCGGAUAAAACAGAAUGAACUAAUGAAUAAAUUAUCAAUACGCUGUGAAGCUCUGUCCUCAGUCCCCAGCUCCCAGUCCUCUAGUCUGACAGACCUGGACCUGAGUAACAACGACCUGGAGGAUCCAGGAGUAAAGCAGCUGUCUUCUGGACUGACGAGUGAAAACUGUACACUGGAAAACCCAGGGGUGGACCAUGGUGGAGAGCACAGGUUAACACCUGGUGUGAGGAAGUAUUUCUGUCAACUCACACUGGACACAAACACAGCACACAGAGAGCUCGAACUGUCUGAAAACAACAGGAAGGUGACAUGUGUUGUAGAGGAUCAGCCAUAUCCUGAUCAUCCAGAGAGAUUUGACGACUGGCAACAGCUGCUGUGUAGAGAUGGUCUGACUGGUCGCUGUUACUGGGAGGUCGAGUGGAGAGGAUGGGUUAGUAUAGCAGUGAGUUACAGAGGAAUCAGCAGGAAAGGAGACAUUGAUGCCUGUGUGUUUGGAGGAAAUGAUCAGUCCUGGAGUCUGAGCUGCUCUGAUGAUGGUUACUCUGUCUGGCACAAUAACAUUAGAACAGUCCUCUCCUCCUCCUCCUCCUCCUCCUCCUCCUCCUCCUCUGGUAGAGUAGGAGUGUAUGUGGACUGUCCUGCUGGCUCUCUGUCCUUCUACAGAGUCUCCUCUGACUCACUGAUCCACCUCCACACCGUCAACACCACAUUCACUGAACCUCUUUAUCCUGGGUUUGGGUUGCACUAUGACUCCUCAGUGUCUCUGUGUCCUCUGUAGGACAGAGACAACUUCCUGUCCUGUGGUUUAAAUGUUGGACGAGGCUUCACUUUGGCUAAUAUAUAAUUCACUGAUUGUUCCUUUAAUAUCAGACAUUUUAUUGUGCAGGAAAAUGUUGAAACGAUGUCCUGAACUUGUUGUGUACAAACUGUGUUGAACAUUUGUUUUUAUGAAUCUAUUUCAGUUUUUAAGACACUGAAUGUUAAAACUAUGUGUUUGAGAUGUCUGACUUGCUGGUGAACUCUUGUGAAGAAACUGAGGCAAAACUUUGACCUUGGACAUCACAUUUUUAGAUAAAGGAGUUUGGGUCUGUUUUGCACCAAAUUAAUAUAUAUUGCCUCAUUUAAAACAUGCAAAUUGAACCAUCAAUAAAAAAAUUUAAAAA
Messenger RNA from Centropristis striata (black sea bass), 1707 nucleotides. Its product is annotated as stonustoxin subunit beta-like. The coding region runs from base 327 to 1322 and encodes 331 amino acids. Lineage: Eukaryota; Metazoa; Chordata; Actinopteri; Perciformes; Serranidae. The transcript has 4 exons. The record is from RefSeq and is a predicted model, not a curated record. Gene Ontology annotation, molecular function: protein binding.